CCGGCGGAGGGUCCCGGGGGGCAGGGUCCGGGUCCGACCGGGGCACGUGGGGGCGGCUCGGCGGGACCCCUUUGUUGUGGCCGGGUUUUGUCCUUUCCUCCCCUCUCCCUCCUCCUGCCGCGGAGAAAAGUUCUAGCCCUCGAUCCUCUCCUGCUCCACAACUUCCUCGUGUACUCCCAGCUUAAUUCAGAGUUUAGUUUUCUUAGGCUCGUUUUAAAUGCUGUGCACUUUUCUUUAAUAUCAGCGCUUCAGAAGUUUUGGAUUCUUUGUAGCCACUUCCCCAGUCCCUGCGAUUUUUAUGACCGCUGAUAUUGUGACUUUUGUUCUCUUUGUGAGCAGCACUAAACCCGUGAAACCAGUUUCACUUUCAGGCUGUUGUUGGAAAUGUUUUAAAUGUUUAAAAUUUAGAAAUUUCUCAAUUUCUGCCCCAGUGUGGCUUUAAAACUUAAAAGUCCUGCCACAAAGUGUACGCUGAUUGUGGUAAAAACUCCUGUGCGUGCAAAAGUAAUUUAUUUUAAAAUACCUAUUAAAAUGUGGGUGGCAACCCUUUUGAUUUUUCACAUCUAACCCCAGUUAAAACUAAAAGCUGCAGGGCAAGCUCCUGUAUUUUAUAUUAAAAUUAUUUUACAAGUUUGAGAACAUUCAUUUACUUAUUUAUUAUAUUUAACAGUUUGAUUUUGACUUGUAAGGAAUGGAAUAAGAAGGCUGUGAGAGAGUCUAAUCUGGAACAUUAAGUGGGAACUAAAACAAUAUAUUCCUUUUAUUGCCUUUAGAAAGGCAAUAGAACUUGAUAGAUUAGCCUUUACUCAUUGCUUCUGUUUAGGGAUAGUUUUGAGGAAGUGUGUAAUGCAGGCUGUAGGGAACCAUGCAGAGGUAUAUUCUCUCCUAUGUGGAAGUUACUUUUUAUGCCACAGGAGUAGUUUAGGAGUUGUUCUUGAGAAGGCGUGUGGGCUUGUGCAACAUGCAGAAGGAUUUUAGGCUGGAAGUCAGAAUUCUCUUCGUUGUUCCCCAAAGAGUGAGGUGCCUCUGGUAGCAGUGAAAACAUGCAGAGAAGCUCCCUCUCAUUGGAUUUUGUUUCUCUCACCUUCUAAAAUUUGAUUUAAUUUUGCAAGGCUUUUGGUACCUUCUGCAAAACCACUUCUGCAUUCCUGCAUUUCCCAGGUAAGUGGGUACACUCUGGGCAUGGGGGAUCAUUUGCUCAAUCUGGCUCUGAGCACGUGGAAUGAGUUCAGAUGUUGAAGACUUUAAGUUUUGGGUUGGUGGUGUUUUUUGGGAGGGUUUACAUUUAAAUUUGUUGUUUUGUUUGUUGUUCUGUUUUUUAAUGGUAACACAGUGUUUAAAGUGAAGUAUUUGCCUCUUCCAGAUAUUCCUGUAAGGGCUUUGUAGAAACAUAAUGGAGUUUGUAACAAAUUUUCAGUUUUCUCGAAACUCAGAUAUUUCACAUAUUAAUCAUCACACCCCCCUCCAAAAUUCCCUGCUAAUUUGAUAUAUUUUUUUAUGAAAGAGUCUCCCCUCUUGUGUGAAACCCCCUGGGGAAGAGGCUAUGGACAAAACCAUUGGCAAACAGCAGAAACUGGCUUCAGACAAAAUGCUGUCAUACAUAGCAAAUGAAGAGACAGGAAAAAACAUUUCUGUAAUUUUCCAGCAGAGAUUUUACUUAUAAUAAGAGUGGAAGGCACAUUUCCAGAUAGAGACAGAACAUACUUCACGAGUGGAGAGGAAACGCCGAGACUCGUUCGGGAUGUUUGACGGUUAUGAUAGUUGUAGUGAGGACACCAGCAGCAGCUCCAGUUCAGAUGAGAGUGAGGAGGAGGUUGCUCCUUUGCCAUCCAGUCUCCCAAUUAUCAAGAACAAUGGGCAAGUUUAUACUUAUCCAGAUGGCAAAUCUGGCAUGGCCACAUGUGAGAUGUGUGGGAUGGUUGGUGUCCGUGACGCUUUUUACUCUAAAACAAAGCGCUUCUGCAGCGUGUCCUGCUCCAGAAGCUACUCCUCCAACUCCAAGAAGGCCAGCAUUCUGGCCAGGCUUCAGGUAGGUAAACCUCCAACAAAGAAGGCUAAAGUUCUACAAAAACAGCCCUUGGUGGCUAAAUUAGCAGCAUAUGCUCAGUACCAGGCAACUCUACAAAACCAGGCAAAGACGAAAGCAGCAGCUGUCCCCGUGGAAGGUUUCAGCUGGGGUAACUACAUCAAUAGCAAUAGCUUUACAGCAGCUCCUGUUACCUGCUUUAAACACGCACCUAUGGGGACGUGCUGGGGUGAUAUUGCAGAAGGAGUGCGAGUGGAGGUUCCAAACACUGACUGCAGCCUACCUACCAAAGUCUUCUGGAUAGCUGGAAUUGUGAAAUUAGCAGGCUACAAUGCCCUGCUGAGAUAUGAAGGCUUUGAAAAUGAUUCAAGUCUUGACUUUUGGUGCAACGUUUGUGGGUCUGACAUCCACCCAGUUGGUUGGUGUGCAACCAGUGGGAAGCCCCUAGUUCCUCCUCGAACCAUCCAACACAAAUACACAAACUGGAAAGCUUUUCUAGUGAAACGACUUACUGGUGCCAAAACACUUCCUCCUGACUUUUCUCAGAAGGUGUCUGAGAGUAUGCAGUACCCGUUCAAAACUUCCAUGAGAGUAGAAGUUGUUGACAAAACACACCUUUGCCGAACAAGGGUGGCAGUGGUUGAGAGUGUCAUUGGGGGCCGGCUGAGGUUGGUGUAUGAAGAAAGUGAAGACAAAACUGAUGACUUCUGGUGCCAUAUGUACAGUCCACUCAUCCAUCACAUUGGCUGGUCUCGAAGCAUAGGACACAGAUUCAAAAGAUCUGAUAUUACAAAGAAACAGGAUGGACAUUUUGAUGCACCCUCACACUUAUUUAUGAAGGUAAAAGAGGUUGAUGCAGCUGGAGAAUGGUUUAAAGAAGGAAUGAAAUUGGAAGCUAUAGACCCCUUAAACCUUUCAGCAAUAUGUGUGGCAACUAUUAGAAAGGUGUUAGCAGAUGGCUAUCUUAUGAUUGGGAUUGAUGGCUCAGAAGCAGCAGAUGGGUCUGAUUGGUUUUGUUACCAUGCCACUUCCCCUUCUAUUUUCCCUGUUGGUUUCUGUGAAAUUAACAUGAUUGAACUAACUCCACCCAGAGGUUAUGCAAAACUCCCUUUUAAAUGGUUUGACUACCUCAGGGAAACUGAUUCAAUAGCAGCACCUGUAAAGCUCUUCAAUAAGGAAGUUCCAAACCAUGGGUUUCAUGUUGGAAUGAAACUGGAGGCUGUUGAUCUGAUGGAGCCUCGCCUGGUGUGUGUGGCCACAGUGACUCGCAUCAUCCAUCGGCUCCUGAGGAUCCACUUUGAUGGGUGGGAAGAUGAGUAUGAUCAGUGGGUGGAUUGUGAGUCCCCAGACCUGUAUCCCGUGGGAUGGUGUCAGCUCACCGGGUACCAGCUCCAGCCUCCGGCGCCGCAGUCAUCAAGAGAUAGCCAGUCAAGUUCAUCCAAACAGAAGAAAAAAGCUAAAUCGCAACAGUACAAAGGACAUAAGAAAAUGACUUCACUGCAGCUGAAGGAGGAGUUGCUGGAUGGAGAAGAGUACAGCUUCCUUCAGGGAGCGUCCGACCAGGAAAGCAACGGAUCUGCCAGCUACUACAUCAAACAGGAACCAUGAGGCAGCUCAGAAGAGUGAGAGGCAGAGGAUUGGUGAUAGGAAAAGAGCCUUUCUCCAAGACUGACUGAUGUUGUUCCCACUUGGAUGGUGCAGUUGGGGUGACUGUGCCUGGGGCACUUUGCUGACUGUAGAUGAGUUAGACUCAGUUCAGAAUUUUUUGGAAGGGCGGGGAAACUAUUUUAGUGAAAAAGAUUUUUCAAUUUAUUAAAAACAAAAAAAAUGGACACUUUUGUGUUGUAUUUGAAGCUUUUGAAAGAAUUUUGUAAUAUUUUCAAGUUCAGAUUUAUUGUGCAUUGUUAACGAGAACUGAAAUUCUAAUUUUUUGGUAAGAUUAAAGUUUAAUUAGCAUGGUUGUGGGAAGUGGUUGGAGGAAGAUAUAGUUGCAAAUACAAAUGAACUGUCAUAACAAAUGAACCUUUUUGGUACAAGUUGGGAGACUUUUAAGACUCUUGUGAACUGCACUGGUCACGCCUCUGGUUUUCAUUGUGAAAAUAAGGCGUUUAAGCCCUAAUUUAGAGGCAUCAAUUGUAUGUGGAAGAUAGUCCUGUAAAGCUCUACUCAGUGAGUAGCCCCAAGUGCAACGGAGCCAUCACCUGAGGAGGAUUUUAACUUUUCAAGAUGUUUUUGUUUAAUUUAAAAUACCUUUUUUUUAUAUGAGGUUUUGCUUUUUAAUGUUCCUUAGGGUCUGAUUCAGUGCCCAUUAAUAUCAGUAGCCUUGUCGUCGACUGCAGUGGGCACUGGAUUGGGUCUACAAAACUCUUGUCUGUACAUGAAUGUCUGUAGUCUUGAAUGCUUCAGCACAUGUUUACAGAGCCCUAUGCCAAACUGGAACUUUAGAGAAUUCCCUCAUUUGGAAGAUUAGUUUUAGCUCUGAAUUUCGACUGAAGAAGCAGCUUAAAUGGACAGUAACUAAGGACUCCCUUGGUGGUGGUAAGGAGCUUGUGAGUAUUCUUCUGACUAUCUUUUUCUAUUCAGAAAGCCCUAGAUGUUUCCUUACCAUCUUAAAUAUUUAUCUGUGGACAUUCAGAAUUGAUGUUCCACGUGGUUUCAGGUGAGCUGAAAGGAGCCAUAUGUUGUGGAUUAAAAAAUUACUUCAGCCCUGCAUAGCCUGCAAUAUUCAUGUCUUGCUGCAGUAGUGUAAUGUGGGAGUUGAGACUUGAGAACAGUAUAAUAUCAUAUAUUUUUCAGUAUAUAAUUCAUAAACUGGAUUUGCUUAUUGCCUGGAAUUCUUGUCUCACAUCAAGUAUUCCAUAAGCCCCACGUGUUCAACUGUCCUGACUUUUACCUCGUAAAAGUCACAUAACAGAGUGAAAAUGAUGACCAGUAAAAUACAAGGUGUUUUUGCAGGAGCUCUUAAUACUUUGAAUUUUCUUUCCAUAUUUUUAACCUUUCAACAUUUUUGUAAAUGACCUCAUUCGUGGAGUUGAUGAGUGAAGUGGUUAAACAGCCCUGCAGAGCUGUGACUAGAAAAAUGUGCAUCAAGAGCUUUAGCUUUUACCAGUAAGGUUCAUUAACUAAACUCUCAGGAAUUAACUGCAUAUGUUCUAUAAGUGCUUCUGGGUCUUCGCAGGUCCCCUUCAGAGCAGUACAAUGAUAUCUGACUCUAGACCAUAAAUUAGGGCUUAAAAAAAAAAAAUUCCAUCAAAGUUAUUAACAUCUGUGUUCCUACAGCCUAAGAAAUGCUUUAAGGAUAUCAACCCACAGAGCCCCAGGAGACCAUUUUUGUAUAUUGUUGUUUGAGCUUAAAAAAAAAAAAGUGCAUAGAAAGUUGAAAACCAGCAAUUUGAUUAUUUUCUAAAAUAUUGCUCUAACUUUGGGUACAUAGUAUUGGUGAUAUGCACAGGUUUACCUCAUUCUAUGCAAGAGGGGUUAAUUAUGUAAAGUUUUGUAUUUACUACUGGAAGUAAAACAUGUCCUGUAUAGUGUAGGAAUGUCUGGAAUUCUUUUCUCCCUUACUGGUAAAAUUUCUUAAAUAGCGACCCCUUUUUAACAACAGCUUCUUCUACUGACAGGAUCUGGUAAUCAGAUUAGAAGUGUCUAUAACUUCAGGUGGUAAAGACAUUAUAGCUCUCUGAAAUAGCCAUAAAAAGGACUUUGUUGGGCCUGGUAGACUUCAAAUACCUUAUUUCAGAUUCUGACCUGCCUGUGAUGUUUCCUUUGAAUAGCCUGGAUUGGAGAAGUAGGAUUAGAGAUCAUUGUAAUGACACUUUGAGCCUUGAUUAUGGUUUGGUUCCCCACCCUCCCCCCCCAUGUUCUCAAAUUAAUCCAGCUCUGCAAGCAUUGAUUUGGUUUGGUAAGUAAAGCACUAUUGAUUUAUUCUUUUUUUUUUUUAAUGCAGCAACUUGCAGAUUGUCCCAGUCAGCUGGAACAAGGUUCUCACAGUCUUGCUUUCUUCUCUCACCAGCAGCUUCUGACUUCAGUAGAAAAACUGUUGCAUUAAUUUGUGUUUCAUAAUGUGGAAGGUCAGGCUGGAGUGAGUGAGGUGUAUUGCCAGGUCACUAAACCUUGGGUUUCUGAGUAUUGCCCAGGCUCAUCCCUGAUUUCAGAGUUACAGUCUUCAAAUGUCAAGAGGGAAAAUUAGUCCUUAACACUUCUGUGUUGAAGAAAUGUUAAGAAUCUGUUUUGAAGUCUGUCAGUCUUUAUAAUAUUCUUUUAUUCAUCAAACACUAAAGUCUGUGAGGCGACGUGUGUUCUUGGGUACCUGUGUGACUUCAGGAGUUGGUGAAAUGUCUUUUGUGUUUCUGAAUUUCAAAAUAUGCCUGAAUUGUGUAAUUAUCAAGUACAGUGACAUCUGUCCUAAGCAAACCACGCAAGGAGCUGCUUGAAGUCCCUCAUUCAGGAGAGGCUCAAGGAGGACCUGAGGGGAGUUCUGCCGGGGCCAGAGGGGUCUCGGCAGUGCCAGCGGGCCAGGGGUGUCCGUGUGGCAGCUCCCUGGGUUUGCAGAGCAUUCCCGUGGCUCUGGGCACUGUUGUCUUGGCUUUAAGCUGUGGUGCUUGGCUAAGAGAGCAGCGAGUGUUGGACACCUGAAACCUUCAAUGGGGUCGGACUGGUUUUGGCAUUUGGCACAGCAGGUUUUUAUGACCAUGAGGUGGCACAAGUCCUGUCCCUUUACUUGGCCGCUGCCCCUUUGUAAUUGCUCAAAAUCUCUCUGCUGAUCUUUGAUUUUUAUGUUAUUUUACACACAACUCUCUAACCUGUUCCUUGCUGCGUCUGAGGAAAGCUACAGCAGUUAUUGAUUCCUUGUUCUACGGAUACUAACACGGGUUUCAGUGUUUGUUUGGUUUUUUAUUGUUGUUUUAUGUGAUGUGAAUACCCUCCCGUCAAUAUUUGUACGAUGGUGCUAAUAUAUUUGGUAACAAUCCUUUAUUGGGAAGGGAUUUUAAAAAACUGUGAUUUCAGCUGAAUUUUUUCUUCCUUUUGAUUUUUUUCAUAUUUAAAACGAAAAGCCACAGCCAUUUAUACAAAAAAGGCAUCAGCUUUGGCCCCUGGGAAAAUGUUGGGGCGGGAAUCAAGAUUAAACAAAUGGGGUUUUUACAUCAUUUCUGUAUGUAUUUGAUAUAUAGAUCAAUAUCUGUACAAAUUUAAUCUUUUUAUUUUCUUGGUAAUUUGUGUGGUCAAUGAGAGAGUAUUUAAAGCUUUCUCAUGCAAUGUACAUAACUCAGUGAAGAAAAUGCUUUUGGAGAAAUUAAUGUUACUUUCAUUUUUACGAGACUGCAGAUUUUCAGCAUGGAUGUGAAAAGCAUUAAAAUUAUAACUUUGUGUACAAGAUGAAAAUAAUUCACUAAAUUUGCCUUUUUUACACAAAAUAAAAAUGAUAAAAAAGUCCU
This is a messenger RNA of Neopelma chrysocephalum (saffron-crested tyrant-manakin), 7461 nucleotides long. RefSeq names its product mbt domain containing 1 (gene MBTD1). The record is from RefSeq and is a predicted model, not a curated record. Gene Ontology annotation, molecular function: zinc ion binding. Gene Ontology annotation, cellular component: nucleus. Gene Ontology annotation, biological process: regulation of DNA-templated transcription. Bases 1742 to 3634 code for a protein of 630 amino acids. NCBI's taxonomy places the organism in Eukaryota, Metazoa, Chordata, Aves, Passeriformes, Pipridae. The transcript has 16 exons.